CGGAGACUGUGAGCAGCGGCAGCAGCAGCAGUCUGUUCGGCAGAGAAGCACCGAGACAAACCGGACCAUGUUGAUGUAAAUUCCUCCUUUUUGCCGCUGAUUGUUGUGUGACUGACCACAGCCGGAGGUGAUUAGGGGACGUCCCGGUGCCAAGAGUGUAUGUGUGUGUGUGCAGCUAUGGGGAAGGACUACUACAAGACCCUGGGCAUCCCCAAGGGCUCCAACGAGGAGGAGAUCAAGAAGGCCUACCGUCGCAUGGCGCUGCGCUUCCACCCUGACAAGAACAAGGAUGCCAAUGCAGAGGAGAAGUUCAAGGAGAUCGCAGAAGCCUACGAGGUUCUCAGCGACCCCAAGAAGAGGGUUGUCUACGAUCAGCUGGGAGAGGAAGGUUUGAAGACAGGAGGCAACACUUCUUCAGGUGUUCCUGGUAACACAACACACCACUACACCUUCCAUGGGGACCCUCAUGCCACCUUCGCCUCCUUCUUCGGCGGCUCCAACCCCUUCGACAUGUUCUUUGGGUCCAACCGCAACCACAGUCGCACCAACGGCUUCUCCUUCCACAAUGACCACAGCAACGAUGCAGAGCAGGACAUGGACAUGGAUGACGACGACCCCUUCACUCAUUUUGGAAGACAGUUUGGCUUCCCAGGGGGGAUGAAAAACGGCUUUCCUGGGGAGAAGAGCCACAGAAGAAGGGGGAUGCCGUCAGAGUCCCUGUCUAACGGCCGGAAGCACCAAGACCCUCCAGUGGUCCAUGAGCUGAAGGUCUCGCUGGAAGAAAUCUUCCACGGCUGCACCAAGCGCAUGAAGAUCACCCGCCGCAGGCUGAACCCGGACGGGCGCAGCAUGAGAACAGAGGACAAGAUCCUUAAUAUCAUCAUCAAGAAAGGCUGGAAGGAGGGGACCAAGAUCACCUUCCCGAAGGAGGGGGACGAGACACCUGAGAACAUUCCUGCUGACAUAGCCUUUGUUCUUAAAGACAAGGGUCACACUCACUUCAAGAGAGACGGUUCCAAUAUCAUUUAUAGCUGCAAGAUCAGUCUAAAAGAGGCAUUGUGUGGCUGUUCCGUUAGCAUUCCCACCCUGGAGAACCGUGUCAUCUCCCUUCCCUGCAAUGACAUCAUCAAGCCGGGGACGGUGAAGCGAAUCAGAGGGGAGGGUUUGCCUUUCCCCAAGAACCCGUUACAGCGCGGCGACCUCAUCGUGGAGUUUUCGGUGCGUUUCCCCGACAGGAUCCCGCAUCAGUCCAGAGAGAUUAUCAGACAGCACCUCCCCCAGUCAUAGAAGGACUGACCUCUGACCCCCUUCACUGUCCCGCACUCUUUAACAGCCCAGAACCCGCCCGUUCAUCCACUCUUCCCUGAUAUUUGGACCCUUUGUUUUAGUGAACCAUGACAUGUCUUCUGUUAACGCACACGGUGUUAAAGAGACGCCUUGCUCGGUCGGGACUUCAGGAGUGGAAGGACGAUGGAAGAACGCCAGCACCAGUGGCAGUGUGACGAUGAAUUUAUUUGUGUUUGUUUUGUCUCCCGGCCAAAGCACACACUCCCUGGAGCAGCGGAGAUGCUGAGGACGAGCUCGGCACAACCGUGCUGCUUCUUUUCUUAACUGUUUUUUACAGAUCAAUCCGUGUCAGGUUUUAUACGACACCCGAACUCUCUCCCAUCCUCGUCUUUUUGUGAUAGGAUGGAAGUGUGAGUGCUUUUGUUUUGUUUUGUUUUGUU
Molecule: messenger RNA, 1727 nt
Organism: Solea solea (common sole)
Lineage: Eukaryota; Metazoa; Chordata; Actinopteri; Pleuronectiformes; Soleidae
Gene: dnajb5
Product: DnaJ heat shock protein family (Hsp40) member B5
Exons: 4
Coding region: 160-1287 (375 amino acids)
Biological process (GO): negative regulation of transcription by RNA polymerase II
Cellular component (GO): cytosol
Molecular function (GO): protein-folding chaperone binding
Source: RefSeq, a predicted model, not a curated record